This is a messenger RNA of Apus apus (common swift), 4945 nucleotides long. It is a transcript of the gene DLGAP2, whose product is annotated as DLG associated protein 2. Gene Ontology annotation, cellular component: postsynaptic specialization; glutamatergic synapse. The transcript is spliced from 10 exons. The record is from RefSeq and is a predicted model, not a curated record. Gene Ontology annotation, molecular function: molecular adaptor activity. Gene Ontology annotation, biological process: signaling. Lineage: Eukaryota; Metazoa; Chordata; Aves; Apodiformes; Apodidae. Bases 69 to 2966 code for a protein of 965 amino acids.
ACCAACAGUACUCAUGGUCGCCUUCUCAACACUUCAAUGAAGAAAGAUACUCUCCUGCUCCGAGGAAUAUGAAAGGAUUAUCUGGCAGUCGCAACCAACCACAGUUAUGUUCAGCUCAUACUUGUGGCUUAGCAUCCCCUGAAGAUUGUGAACACACCCACGACCAUAUCCACCAUGGGCAGGAGACAAGGCAAUCGUAUCUUCUCAGCCCCACAGAGAGUUGCCCGAUGGACCACCAUCGUUGCUCGCCACGCAGCUCCAUUCAUUCUGAAUGCAUGAUGAUGCCCAUGGUAAUGGGCGAUCACAUGUCAAGUAGCACUUUCCCCAGAAUGCACUACAGCUCACACUACGACUCUAGAGACGACUGCGCCAUGUCUCACGGUAACCCUAAGAUUAACCGUAUUCCUGCAAAUCUUUUGGACCAAUUUGAGAAACAACUUCCUCUUCACCGAGAUGGGUUUCACACUUUACAGUACCAGAGGACCUCAACAGCUGCGGAACAACGCAGUGAGAGCCCAGGAAGAAUACGCCAUCUUGUUCAUUCAGUUCAGAAACUUUUUACUAAAUCUCAUUCUCUGGAAGGAUCAUCCAAGAGCAACGUUAAUGGAACAAAGGGAGACAGUCGAGGGGACGACCAUCAUCAUGGGCACCAUUCCAAGCAUAGCAAAAGGAGUAAAAGUAAGGAGCGAAAACCAGAAAGCAAACAUAAAUCUGGAAUGAGCAGCUGGUGGAGCUCUGAUGAUAAUUUGGACAGCGAUAGCACUUACCGAACCCCUAGUGUGGUAAAUAGGCACCACGCAGAUCAUAUAUCCCAUUGCUACCCUGAGGCACUACAGGGGCAUUUUGGGGAUCUCUCAUUGAAGACUUCCAAAAGUAACAAUGAUGUGAAAUGUUCAGCUUGUGAAGGGCUAGCAAUGACCCCUGAUAGUAAAUAUAUGAAAAGGAGUUCUUGGUCCACGCUUACAGUAAGUCAGGCUAAAGAAGCUUAUCGCAAAUCAUCACUGAACUUAGAUAAGCCUCUGGUUCAUCAGGAAAUCAAACCUUCCUUGAGGCCAUGCCAUUAUCUUCAGGUACCUCAGGAUGAAUGGGGAGGAUACCCAGCUGGUGGGAAAGAUGAAGAGAUCCCCUGCAGAAGAAUGAGAAGUGGAAGCUAUAUUAAGGCCAUGGGAGAUGAAGAAAGUGGAGACUCUGAUACUAGCCCCAAGACAUCACCAAAAUUAACAGUUCGACCAGAGUCAUUAUUAAAAUCCAUUGGACAAAGACCACUGGGAGAUCAUCAAAAUCAGAGCUACCUUCAAACUGCAAGUGACGUGCCUGGGGGUCACAACCUGGAUCCCACUGCAAACUACAAUUCCCCAAAGUUUCGCUCAAGGAAUCAGAGCUAUAUGAGAGCAGUGAGCACGCUCAGUCAGGCCAGCUGUGUUAGUCAGAUGAGUGAAGCAGAGGUUAAUGGGCAAUUUGAAUCGGUGUGUGAAUCAGUGUUUAGUGAAGUUGAAGCUCAGGCAAUGGAUGCCCUUGACCUCCCUGGAUGUUUCCGAACAAGAAGCCACAGUUACUUGCGUGCCAUUCAGGCAGGCUAUUCCCAAGAUGAUGAAUGUAUCCCCGCGAUGACAUCUUCCAACAUCACCUCCACUAUCAGGUCAACCACAGCUGUAACUUACACAAGUUACAAGAAAACACCACCACCGGUUCCCCCUCGUACCACCUCCAAGCCACUGAUCUCAGUCACGGCACAGAGCAGCACAGAAUCCACCCAGGAUGCGUAUCACGACAGCCGGACUCAGAGGAUGUCCCCGUGGCCGCAGGACGGGCGAGGGAUGUACAACUCCACUGACAGUCUGGACAGUAACAAGGCCAUGAAUCUCGCCUUGGAAACUGCAGCUGCGCAGCGCCACGCGUCCGAGAGCCAGAGCACCUCGAUACGAACCAGUGACAAGGCCAUUUUAGUGACAAAAGCAGAGGAGUUUCUUAAGAGUCGACGUUCCUCUAUAGGGAUCCAGGUGGAAACAGCAACUGAUUCGGAUACUGAAAGCAGAGGCCUACGGGAAUACCACUCUGUUGGAAUACAAGUGGAAGAUGAAAAACGACAUGGACGAUUCAAGCGCUCAAACAGUGUAACAGCAGCUGUCCAGGCUGACCUGGAACUGGAGGGCUUUCCAGGACACAUCACCAUGGAGGACAAGGGACUUCAGUUUGGCUCAUCAUUCCAGCAGCACUCAGAGCCCAGCACACCUACUCAAUACAGCGCAGUGAGAACUGUACGGACACAGGGACUGUUCAGUUACAGAGAAGAUUAUAGGACCCCAGUUGACACCUCAAACCUUCCACCACCAGAACCCUGGCUAGAACCAGCCAUUGAGACAGUAGAGACUGGUAGAAUGUCUCCUUGUCGACGAGACGGAUCUUGGUUUAUGAAGUUACUACAUACUGAAACUAAGAGAAUGGAAGGCUGGUGUAAAGAAAUGGAAAGAGAAGCUGAAGAAAAUGAUCUUUCUGAGGAAAUCCUAGGUAAGAUCCGAAGUGCUGUUGGAAGUGCUCAGCUCCUCAUGUCUCAGAAAUUCCAGCAAUUUUAUUGGCUUUGUCAGCAAAAUCUGGACCCGAGUGCCAUGCCGAGACCAACUUCCCAGGACCUAGCAGGUUUCUGGGACUUAUUGCAGCUCUCAAUUGAAGACGUCAGCAUGAAAUUUGAUGAGCUGCACCAGUUGAAGCUCAAUGAAUGGAAAAUAAUAGAAUCACCUGAAAGGAAGGAAGAAAGAAAGGUUCCUCCUCCUGUACCAAAGAAGCCCCCCAAAGGAAAAUUCCCUAUCACAAGAGAAAAAUCUCUGGACCUACCCGACAGACAACGACAAGAAGCUAGAAGACGGCUAAUGGCUGCUAAGAGAGCAGCCUCUUUCCGGCAGAAUUCAGCCACAGAGCGUGCAGACAGCAUCGAGAUAUACAUCCCAGAGGCUCAAACACGGCUUUAAAGACAGAAUGCUGCAGAGUUCCUUUUUUAAACAAAAUGCUUGUACAGUUUGUCAUUUACCUGGUAAUUUUUGUCUUAUUCUCUCCACUAAAUAUGCCCUUGCUGUUGUGUUCUUUGUGCCAUAAGCACAGUGGAAUGCUUUUGAUUUCCUCAGAAUUUGCUGAGCUCACCGCAAGAAUGACUUCUUUUUGUAUUUAUUGUCCGACUUACAAUCAGCUACAAUGGAUAGGGCUUGUUGAGACCUGACUUAUCCAAUAUAUUCUCAGAGGACAACAAGAAACACCUCUUGAGAUGGAACCCAGCUUACUUUUUUGUUAUUUAUAUUUUUAUAAAAUGUGUGAUAAUUAGGGAUAAGAAUAACAAACUAUAAAUGGGUGCAUCUCACCAUUCACUAGAGGCAUUAGCUAAUCCAAGUAGAAGGUGCUACAAAUGUAAAGAGCAGGAAAGAAAGAACCCAUUUCUCUCUCUGACCUCCAGUUUCUUUUCCUAGAACCCAGCUAACAUAUCUACCCAUGUGCUCUGCCACUCUUCUCAUCUUUGUUACCGCAAAAUAAUAUUAGGCCUCUCAUGUCAAGUUUCUGGAGAUGAACAGGGAUAUCCAGCCACUAAAACUCCAAAGUUCAUCAGAAACCGAGAAGCAUGCAAGUCUGGUGGUGGUGGGAAUGCCCACUGAGAAACGUUUGCCGUUAGCAGUAUAACAACUCUCUGAAAAACUAAGCAAAAUUAUAAUGCAAGAGGACUUGAGUGAUGGGUGAAAGGAAAAUGGAAGCCUUAAAAAGUUAGAUCUUCUGUAGCAAGAUGUGUAAAGAAAAAGUUAUACUUGCUCCUUUGGAACACUCAUUGCAUUUUUAACAGUUCUUUUAUGUGUUAACAUUUAUUUUAUAAACCUUCUCUCUUUCAUUUCGAGAGCUGUGCUACAUGUAAUAUUUCAAAAUCUCAACAUUGAGUUUCCAGGGUAUCCUUGAGAAAAAAAAAAAAAUCUUGCUUGUUUAAAAUGCCAGUUGUGAUGUUGUAAACAGUUUAAGAAAUAUGAAUGUGAGUGGUAAGUAUAUCUUAGUUUAAAUGGUUAUGUUAAGGUAAAGGUGAACUGUGGUUUACAGUUGGUUUUUUUUGUUUUUUUUUUUUAGAACUAUUUUUCUAUGCAGUAUCAUUUAUGGCAAGAAUAAAUAUCUUGCUUGCUUCAGACAUAAAAAAAAACCAACAUGACUCAAGAGAUAAGUGAUUUCCAGCCAUGGAAUACAAGGAAAAUAGUAUCUUUUCAAGCCUCACAUUGUUAGAAGAGAGAAGUGGUAACUGCCACAGUCAAGAGGCUCUAAUUUAAAACAAAUUAAGACACAAUUAUUCCACUUCCCCUACCUUCCAGAGCCAACCGAGCAACCCAGCACUUAGAAGUCUUCAGGUGAAGACGCAGUAAGAUGAAUAACCCGCAGCCCCCAGUUCCAAGGUUUGAAUCUUACUGAACACUACUUUAGGUUAAAACAGUCUGAACCCAGUGAGACAGACAGCCCCAACUACUGCACCCCCUAUUUACCUGCUUUAUCAAAUGCAAUGUAUUUAGCCAUAGGCAGAACAGCUAUUUAAUUAUACUCAAGCACUUUGGUUCUUCACCUGAUGAGCACUUUAAAUCUGAAUCCCAUGCACCCUGCAGCCUGAUGGAUGAUUGAAAAGAUGAAGUAUCAUAGGUUAUGCAGAUCUGACAUUGCUUCAAAUCUGUUUUCUUUUCAGGUUUUAUUUUUAUUUUUCCUUCUCUUUUUCCUGCAGUGUGUAGUAUUAAGCAUGAGUUCUGUCUUUGGAGCCCAGCUGAUAAAGCAUGCUUAGCUUCAAGAUAUGAAUCUUUAGAGAUGAAGUUUGAGAUGUUUCUGUGAGAAGAAAACCCUGUAAAUUGAGCCUGGUAUCUGGUAUAUACUUUACCAAAUAGCCUUAAACUAUAUUUGGAAGCAAAAACCAAGACGAAUGUAUACCCUUCAAAAAUGAAAAGAA